Molecule: messenger RNA, 1953 nt
Organism: Hypanus sabinus (Atlantic stingray)
Lineage: Eukaryota; Metazoa; Chordata; Chondrichthyes; Myliobatiformes; Dasyatidae
Product: ribosomal biogenesis factor-like
Exons: 4
Coding region: 166-459 (97 amino acids)
Biological process (GO): ribosome biogenesis
Cellular component (GO): nucleolus
Source: RefSeq, a predicted model, not a curated record
GGGGGCUUUUCUUUGGUGAGCGGCGCAGGUUGUGACGCGAGGAGUCGGCGGCCGGGUCUGGGACCAGGCGGUGCACCGGUCGGUCCGGUUCAUCCUGCGAGGAGGAGUUGCGGUUGUAAUCGUCCCGUCACGGUUUCACUCAGCGACUGAAAGUAUUUGAAGAGGAUGGCAAAGAACAAGUCAAAGGCACAGAAACACAAAGAUGUUUUCAAAGUUGCCAACAGCAAAAAUAUAAAAGCCAAAAGCAAAACUAGACCUGUAACUACAAGUCUGAAGAAGAUCAACAUUAUGAAUAGUGAAAGAGUUUCUAAAGUCAAUAAAGCAUUUACUGAAGUACAAAAAGAGAUCAAGAACUUAUCCAAAGACACAACUUUAAAGAAACCACUGCAGAUUUCCAGACCUCCUGCGGCUGAGCUGCUGAACGUGGACGCUACAACUCAGUUGUUUUCUCAGUUAUGAAAUUCAAAAGUUGCUUUCAGUGGACAUUAACCUAAGCAGUGUACAGUACACACAAGUACAAAAUAAUUUUAAUGUUUUAGAUUUUAAGCAUCUAUAGUUAGUUUUCUUUGGUAUACAAAUCAACUGGAAAACCUAAUCAGCUGUACCCAAGGAAAUGAACCAAAUGCACUUGCCUUCAGAAAGUUCAAAUUCAAGAUUUGAUCAAAAUUUGUCAUUAGAUUACAUUUGAUAAAUUCCACAUGUUGUAUAUUUUUGUAUUGUGUUGGAGAAAAUAAGGUAAAUUUGGAAUGGUAUUUAGAGCAAUAAAUAUGAAAAAAUAAAUGUAUUUGUUUUUAUGCUUUCUAUAGUGUCAGUCAGACAUGUAUGCUGCAGUCCUCUUGUUUUCAGCACCUAUUUUAUAUUAAUAAGAUAGCAAGCUGAAUGUGUUUAGUAAAUUCCUUUAGUCAAUCUCAAAGUUUGAACAAUAAGGACGGUUUAAAGAAAGUGCAGUUCAUCAGUAGCAAUAGAUGUAAUCAGAAGCAAAAGGAAUUUUUGUUUGGAAAUGGCAGUGGGAAGAGAAUUUUUCCCCAUAUUUCUUGAAUGAGAUAACUCAAAGGAGGAGUUUAUUAUGACUACUACUACCACCACAUUUGUAGAGCAAAUACUAAUUGCUGGAUGUAAGUAGCUCCAAGACUCUUUUUGGGUUUGAUUGCAAGUAGUUUUGAAAGAAGCUGUCAGAGGUCUUUGUGAUUUGUUGGUACUGCUGGAAUUAUCAAUAGCUGCUAAAGAUCAUAUACACAGUGGCAAUUUUAUGAGUUGCUGCUACACAAUUGGCCAAUUAGAUAUUGCUUAAUGAGCAGGUGUACCUAAUAAAGGAGCCACUGAAUAUAAAUAUACACUGAUUAACAUUUGAUGUUUAAUAUCUCCAGAAAUGCAAAUUGUUACUUUAGCUCAAUCAAUCAUCAGUUAAAUAAAAACAAGCAUCCGUGGAGGGAGGUGGACAGUCAUUACUUUGGGCUGAGGCCCAUUAUUUGGACUGGAUGAGAGAACCAUUUACUGUCACCCAUUCUAUCAUUUUUUUAAAACAAUUGUCAGGAAUUAGCGAUUCCAAGGCAUUGCUAACUUGACGUACAAAAUUUUGUUCAGACUGAUGGAAAAUACCAACUUUAUUUUUAAAGCAUCAGUCCAAAUUCUGGAACUAUUUAGCCAAUAGCACAAUCCCUGAUGUACCAAAUGUACUGCAAAGUUUCAAGGUCUACAACCAAGUAGUAUAGGUUGAUAAAUUCAGACCUUGCUCCUGUGGCCCCCAUCGUGAAAAUUGUUUUAAAAUAAGUACAUCCAAGUAUUUCACAUAAUCAAGAAACGUGAAUACAGCUGAUUUCUGUUAAUCUUUGAAUGUAGAUUUAUUAAAAUAUUUUGCAAUAUUUAAUUGAUGUCAACAGCAAAUUUUUCUAUUUUCUAGCUUUUGACACAUUGUAAAAUAGGUUUAUGAAUAAAGUGAGAAAAAUUUAGUGA